This is a messenger RNA of Cladocopium goreaui, 501 nucleotides long. NCBI's taxonomy places the organism in Eukaryota, Dinophyceae, Suessiales, Symbiodiniaceae. The record is from the annotation of a GenBank genome assembly.
AUGCGCCAUGCGGAGGUGUUGUCGCCUUCAUCGCUGGUCUGCAACAAGAAGAUGGAUCCUUCGCGGGCGAUCGCUGGGGCGAGGUUUGCCUACUGUGCAUUGUCUUCCCUGACCAUCCUUGACGCCCUUGACCGCGUGAAUGUAGAUGCAUGUGUGGACUGGCGCUGCAUGAAUUACGAGGGCGCCUUUGGCCCUGUUCCGAUGGCAGAAUCUCAUGCCGCCUAUGUCUUUUGCGCCGUGCAGGCCUUGGCACUGGUGGAUGCCUUACAUGCAGUGGACAUGGAUCGCCUCGGCUGGUGGCUCUGUGAGCGUCAAACGCCCAGUGGUGGCUUCAAUGGCCGACCAGAAAAGGCGCCCGAUGUUUGCUACAGCUGGUGGAUUCUGUCAGCGCUGGUCACCAUUGACCGAGCGCAUUGGAUCGACAUGGAGAAGUUGGGAGACUUUAUCGCACUUGCACAGGAUCAGGACCGCGGUCAAGUCCGGCUGCACAGCAGGGAUUAG